CGGGCUGCGGGCGGGGAGGGGGCCCAAGGGCUGCUUGUCCCGACGGGUUAUUUUUUCCGGUCGGUGCUGCCGGGGGGGUGAAAGGAGGUGGGCAGAGCCAAAGGCGGCCGUACCCCCUUCCUGCCCCCCCCAACUCCCCUCCCCUCCGCUGCAGCACAUGGGAAGCAAAAGUUUUCCUCCUCCUCCUCCUCCUCGCCUCUCCCCUCGCCCCCCGGUCCCCCGGAGCGGUUGGCAGGCGGAGGAUGCGGCUGCCGGUAGCCGGGCUGCUCCUCCCCGGACACCGGGGGUUGUGUUGCUUUUCUCUCCGUUGGGAAAUGAGGAAUAAAAUCUUGCUGGAGCGUUUUCGGCUUCUCUGAAGGCUGGGAAAGAGAGAAGGCGAGACUUUGAUCGCAUCUUGCGGGAGGGAUCUGCCAAUUUGCGGAGGAAACGGGCUGGUGGGUAACAAGAAUCUGAUGGUUUAGCCCCGGCGGGGAGGUAGCGCCCACCCCAUCGCUUUGCUCCGGCCCCAGCAUGGGCACGGGAAUGUGUUCCAGGAGGCAGAAGGGGCUUCUGCAAACCGGGUUUUGUCUGGUGACUGUGGCGUGUUUGGGCUCGGGAGUUUUCAUGUACAACCACUUGCAGCAGAAGGUGCGGAACGCCGAAGCCCUGGCCCAGAAAUACAAACAGCAGCAGGAGGCUCUGUCUGCCCAGCUCCAAGUUGUGUAUGAGCACAGGUCCCGGCUGGAGAGAUCCUUGCAGAAGGAGAGAGGGGAACACAAGAAGACAAAGGAAGAUUUUUUAGUGUAUAAACUAGAAGCUCAGGAAGCUCUCAACAAGGAGAAGCAAGACUCCAUGAACAGAUAUGGAGCCCUCAGUUCCCAGCACAAGAUCCUGAAGAACCAGCAUGAAGAUGUCAAGAAGCAGCUGCUUGACCUGCAGCUGCAGCACAACAGCUUGAAACUGGAACAUCGUAAGACACUGGAGACCCACAGCCAGAAAUAUGCCCAGCUGCAGCAGGAGAAGGACAGUGAAGUCACCAACUUGCAGGACACAGUGUUUAAACUCAGAGAAGAGAGCAAGCUCCUUCGGAAGGCUCACCAGGAGGUCCACUCUCAGCUCCUCAGUGCCCAGACCCAGAUGGAAGAGUUCAGGCAGUUCAAGGAAGCUCUACAGAAGAUGCCAAGCUUCAAAGCAGGAGCUGGGAAGGGGCAGCAGCAGCCUCAGGUGCUGAAGGAGCAGCCCAUGGCACCACCCAACAGCCCAUCACAGCUGGCAAGGCCGAAGGCUCUUCCAGUCAAUCAAGAGAAUCACCCUGCUGGGAACCUCUUGGCCUCGCAGGUCUCUGGGCUUCAGAAGCAGGCAGAUGGCCCUCAGCUGCAGGGCCACCAGCCAUACAGCAACGAUGGCCCAAGGCCACAGCCCAAGGUGCUCUUUACCCAUCCAGCCCCACUGCAAGACACCAACUCCCUGCCAGGGGCUCUGCCAGCCUGGCCAGCAAGACACGGGGAUGGCCACCUCAUGAGAUUCACCCGCACCAUGAACAGUCUGCCAAAUGGAAACCCAGAUCUGAAGAUGGUGAUGCACAUUCAGGUGAGGAGCAAUGAGGAAAGCCAGGCUCCAGGAUUGUCACCAUCUGACCUGAAACAACCCUCUGAGGCAGAAAACCCUCAGAUGCCAGACAACCACCAUGCUACAGGGAGCAGAGAGGGGCAAGUGCAAAGCUGGAAAGACAUAGUUAACAAAGCGAAUACCCAGAUGGAUGAAGAACAAGUGCACAGUUACCCACAGAGCCUUCAUCUGGACCCCAGGCCUGGGCAGGAGCUGCAGCGUGGCAGCCCCCAGCCUGCUGGUCAGAGGAGAGGGGAAGAGCAUCUGAGAGCUCCUCAGGAGGGUGAGAAGGACAGGACAGAUGAUGAGGAGCUCGAAAUGGAUGCAGGAGUGAUUGAGAGAGAGGAGAACUUGGGUUCCCAGAAAGAACUUGUUGCCCAGGAGCCCAUGAUGCCAGAUGAUGCUGCAGAUCCUGCCCAGGAUCCCAAUAACCAAGGUGAGGAUGAAUUUGAGGAAGCUGAGCUGGAGAGACCUGACUUUGAAGAGAAGGUGGAAGGUCUGGAGAAGUUCAAGGAGCCCAGCAUGAAACAAGACUCUAAGGAGAAGCCACUGAAGGAUGCUGGCAGAGCUGCCAAGCCCAGGGAAGAGCCAAUGGAUGACUAUCAAGAAGAUCAGGAGCAAGAAAUUGUACGACACCAAGGAGGAUCAUGGAGGUGAAGUGGAUGACAAUGAUGACCUGGAACUUGUCCAAGACCAGCAGGACCAUGCAGGCAUACAGGGUGGCAAGAAGGAUGACUACUACUGAAAGGUGCUGAAGGAGAAUGGGAUACACUAGGAAUGAGGAGAUGGGAAACUCCUCCUGGGAACUGGGUCCUGGAUUCAACACUGCCCAGAACAGGCAAAGGCAGGAGGAGAUGUCUGAGCAGGGUGCUUGCAGGUGUGCAGGACACCUACAUUUUGGGGGCCAUUGCUGCCUCUCCAGCCCAUAGCAUAGAAGUGCUCUCAGACUGUAGGAAAGAUUUUAUCCUUCUGCUUCUCUUAGAAGCACUUUUUGAUUUACUGUCUUCUUCACCCUCUUGUUUUCCCUAUCCCCUCCCAAGCUGGAGAGAUUUUCUUGUUUGUUUAGUUGUUUUUUUUAAUGCCUUGGUCAGCAGGGGGGUGCCUGAACUGAUCCCUGCCCUUCCUCGACUGAUUGCUAAUACAAAGGAAUCUGUCUUCAUAAAGUAUUUUGCUUAGUAGUGUUUCUUUAAAACAUCUUUUGCUCCCAUUGGAGUAAGGUGGAGAGGAAGUUACCCUGCUUGUUGUCUGGAGCUAUGCCAGGGUGGUGGCUAACCAGGAGCACCAACAGAAAUCAUUGUGUGCCACCCAGUGUACGUGUGUGUGUGUGUAUCAAUUCCUGGAUCCUCAUCCACUGGCUCAGAGUAGAGUUCUCCUUUCCUUGGCUGUGAGCUGUGACUGUUCUGCUGGGCUCAGAGUCUCCCCUCAUGCUCUGCAUCUUGUCCUGGCAUUGCUGGUGCACCCUGGGUUCCUGGAGGCAUGGCUGGCCUGAGCAAGAUUGGUUCUUCUGGGCUUCAGGGACUGCCACAGAAAGGAUCACCCCAUGGUGCACCAAGCACUCCAUGGCACAGCUGGCAGUCCUUCUGCUGGGAUUUUGUACUUUAUUAUUUCUACUUUCAGUAUUUUGGUGGUGUGGAUGCCCCCUUAGCUUUCUUCUGAAUCAGAAAUCCAGGAGUGACCCAGCUCCUAUUGAAAUGAAGCUAUUUCAUUUGAGAGCUUCAGCAAAACCCCAAUUUGUGACUAGUUUUCAGUUCUUUCAAUCUGUAUCCCUCCCUAGAACAGACUACUUCAGGGGUAAAGCUCUCCAGGCCCCAGUGUGCACACAGAUCUCCAGAGAGGACAAAUGCUGUUCUGGGGGCUCUACACUCUUCAUUCUGCUCAGUAUUCAUGGGCACAAUAAGCCAAGAGGUGUAUCAGAGGCAGAACAGCAGCCAGAGGCUGUUCCAAGGGGUCCAGGGAGAGGUCUGAGAGCCAAGUGCCACAGCUGCUCCUGUAGCCCACUAAGGAGCUCCCUGCAAAGCUCUGAAGGUGUGUAAGAUACCCCAGGUUACUCACAGUGGUUAAUGCUGCUUGGCUCUCUGUAUCAGCACCCUUGCUGGGUGAUGCAAUGCUGCUCAGCCUCCACUGGCUGCUAUAAAUAGCAGUUUCAGAACAGAUCAGCUGGAGUUGCAGUCACCAGUUCAGAUGCAUCCUGGUCAAAAAACGUCUCCAGGUCUCAGCAGUUCUGGUGAGAUGUCACUGUCCCACAGUUCAGUGCAGGCUCAACAACCAACACAUCUGUGAGCUGCAAACCUGCAGGUCCAAGCUGCCCUGCUGAGAUAGGCAGCAGUUAUCUCUGCUGAAUUGCAUGCACGGAUGUUUCCCUCAGCCUGUGACUGGCCCAGCACUGAGGUUCAGACCUUACUGGAAGUAAAACAAGUGCUGGAAACAGAACCCCAGUGGGGGUGAGACUGUGCUGACUCAGAGGCUGCAGGAGCUAUCUAAAUUAGGAGGCAAAUUCUCUGCUUUUGCAUGGCUGGGGUGAGUAAUCCUCAAAGUUAUGACUUGGAGGGAACUGUAACAGCUCAGCCCUGAAUGUAAAGCUCCCUGCUAGGAGGAUGCUUUAGCAACCAUAUGCCACAUGGUGCCCUCAGCUGAGAGCUGAGCAUCUCUGCUCUGGGGAUCGUCUGCCCUGGCUCCGUGCAAGACUAAAAUUAGCAGAGUUGCAUAAACUGUUAGCUGCAGGGUGGUUAAUGCUCCCUUGUCUUGUCCCAGGGCAAGUUGCCCCCAUUUUAAUUCUAGUUCACCAUUUCCUCUAACAGGAGAUGAAACAAGAGACCAUAAAUCCAGUGGAGGAGAGCUGGAAAAGCAGAAAACCUGUAGUGCUGGGUCUGACUGGAGGUCUAUAAAGCCAUCUGGGGUGUCUCUGGGUUUGAUGUGCUGCUCAGGGUUCACUCCUUAAAGCAAAUACUGGUGUUUUGUCGGAGGGGUGAACUGCUGAAGUGAAAUACAAGAGAUGUCCAGGCUGAGAUUUGUUGCCAACUGAGGCAGGGAAGAAGAUCUUAGGGAACAGCUGGAUUACCCAGAGAACUGCACAAAGUUUAAGCAGACACAGCUUGCUCAGUUUGGCUCCAGCCACCCCCUGACCCCUGCACAUUUCUCAGGAAGGGCUGUCAGCUUUCUAUCCUGGCUGGAACCUCCACAGGUAAGUUUGCCUCAGCCCCCAAGAAGUGCCUUCAGCAGCACAGCCCCUCCUUUUGCUGUGUAAGCAUCACCAAGUGUUUUCUGAGGAGAGCAGCCAUUCCUACAGCCUUACCAUCCUCUUUCUGUGCUGGUCCUGGGUUGGUUUGUUGGGGUUUUUUCCAUGGGUUCCUUUUGGUAUCAAAAGAGAUUUCUAGCAACUUUCUGUAGGCCAGCAGACACCUGCUCAACACUAAACUUGGUCAAAAGCUAGAUGUGGAAAUAACGUGAGAUUUACUUGUUAAAUGACUGUAAAGAUUUUCUCUAGAAAGCAUAUACUUUAACAAGGCAAGUCUGUGAGACAGGGAAAGGUCUCCUGAUAUGAGACCAUUCAGUCACAUCCAUGUUCAGUGCAUCCAGAAGACAAAAUAUUUCAAGGAGUUCCAUGUUGCUGCAAAUUACACUUUGUAUAUAUUCAAGUAACACCUUCAGUGAAGACCAAGGUGUAUUAUUUGGGUUUGUAUUUUGUUUAGGCUGUGAAAUAAAAACAAGUUUCAGAAUCUUAUUUUUGUUAUUUUUAAACAUAUAAGACAAUAAACUCUU
Messenger RNA from Calypte anna (Anna's hummingbird), 5346 nucleotides. Its product is annotated as Golgi integral membrane protein 4. Lineage: Eukaryota; Metazoa; Chordata; Aves; Apodiformes; Trochilidae. The coding region runs from base 511 to 2244 and encodes 577 amino acids. The record is from RefSeq and is a predicted model, not a curated record. The transcript has 14 exons. Gene Ontology annotation, cellular component: Golgi apparatus; Golgi membrane.